AUGAUGAUGGGGUUCAUGAUGGGGAAGAGGAAGGAGCUGGAGCAGGUGGUCGACGGCCUCUGCGACUUCUCCCUCUCCGGCCCCGCCGCCAAGUGCCGCCGGCUGGACCCUGGUCUCCCACCUAGUUUGGAAGAAGAACCACCGUGUCCUUCCAUCCCAUAUCAACAUCAGAUGCUAGGAGAGGAAAUCAGCAGUGGUGCUAACAUGCCCAUUGUGGAAGAUAUGAUAGAAGUUGCCAUGCCAUCUCAUCUGUCUAGCGAGGACAAGGCACUUGUUAUAUACAAGCCAGUAAACAAGCCUACCCUCUUUGGUCUCAGUAUCGCAAACCCUUCAAUCAUAGUCAGUUCAGACUUGAUACGUGGAUUAAAGAAUCAACCUUUCAAUCAGGGGAACUGUCAUGGGCUGGAGGACAAUUCUCCUGAGCGCAGCAAUUGCUUGGCCUUAGUUCCUUGGUCGCCACAGCGGAUUGCCAUGACAUCUGAUUGGUCCGCAUCCCCACCAGAAAGCACACAAAAUGUUGAAGAGCCAAUGGACGCUGAUGAGACAGAAGUUAUUUCUAUGGACUUUGAGGAAGCGCCUCAAGCAACUCCGAGGGGAAUCGACGUGGAUAACAUUCACCAGUGGCACCAGCACUGCAUGAACCCGCCAUCGCUGCCAAACCCGUCAGCGCCAGUCAUGUGGUCGUGGUGA
Messenger RNA from Triticum turgidum subsp. durum (durum wheat), 690 nucleotides. The record is from the annotation of a GenBank genome assembly. NCBI's taxonomy places the organism in Eukaryota, Viridiplantae, Streptophyta, Magnoliopsida, Poales, Poaceae.